This is a messenger RNA of Trypanosoma brucei brucei TREU927, 4566 nucleotides long. RefSeq lists its product as hypothetical. The transcript has a single exon. The coding region runs from base 1 to 4566 and encodes 1521 amino acids. NCBI's taxonomy places the organism in Eukaryota, Euglenozoa, Kinetoplastea, Trypanosomatida, Trypanosomatidae. The record is from RefSeq and is a predicted model, not a curated record.
AUGGAAGAGUUGGUGGACGUACUCAAGCGGGCACAGUCCGCUGUGCUCCAUGCGCAGUACGACUUGAUCCAACUCCGCCACCUGCAGGACGAGGGCAAAGAGGCUAUCAAAACCUCAGCAGACUAUGUGAAUAACGAUGCGUUGCUGCAUCAACUGAGGGCGCAGAGUAAACAAGAAGAUGCAGUGCAGCAUCUAGAAAGGGGCGUGCGGCUGAUGCGAAACCUACUAAAGGACCCAAUACAACAAAAACCGAACAACAACGCGGUGCCGCAGGAGGCACCUCAACAACAACAACAAACGGAAAGGAGCGAGCAGGAGUUGAAAAUAAAUGCGGUGAAGCAGGCAAUGCAGCGCUACAUCGAGGGCCAGCGCAACCUCAAACAACAGUGGGAGUGGGAAUUACAUGCCAAACUCACAGCUAAGGACGACUGCAUCGACGAAGUGCGCCACAACGCAGCAGAUUUAGUGAGACGGGUAACGGAGCGGCGGGUGCUUGCGCGCGCGCUGCAUAAGUGGCGUAGGCGCACGGCAAGUCUGGUCGCUGGUUGCGAAAGAAACAUUGUAGCGCAGGAGCUAGGAAGAAUGAGGACGACACUUGCCAAGAGCUUUGCAGCAGCUCGGGCUGUAGUUGUUUUGCGGCAGCGCUGUUUCCACCGAUGGCACUUGCAGAUGAUGCGCUCGUUGAUGCGAAAGGAACAGCAAAAGCAUGAGGAGCUGAGUAUGAAGCUACAACACGCGGAAGAGGAGCUGCAACGGCAACACGAUGUACUUAUAGAAGCUUUAGAUGCCAAAAGACCUGACGCGGGACUGAAGCUGCAACGACAGCAGCAUGAGGAAAUAUUGCGGCUUAGGUCAGUGGUAGACGGGAUGGUGCGUGAGUUCAAGGAGCGGACCGACACUUACAUUCGACAGCAGGAGGAACUAUCGCAGUACUAUGAGGAGCGCCAGGCGAUGCUCAUGGAGGAAGUAGUCAUCGCUGAAGUACGUCGACAACAGCAGGAUGAAGUGUUGCGGUGUAGGGUAUUUGAAACUUCGAAGCAUAAGCAGUGGACCGAGGCGCUUUGUGGUCUUGUUGCUGAUUGUGUCAAGGAGAAAGCACUUGCACUGUAUAACGAGGCGCUGGCAGCGAACAACGAUUCGAAUCAGUAUUGUAACGAAUUGGAAGCCCUGUUGUUGCAGCAGCGGCACGAGGUAAUAGAGUCGCUGAAAGCUCGCGUUCAAGAACUUGAGCGCCGCUGCGCGGAGGCGGGGGAACUCUUAGAUGGGUGCAAUAAUGAGUUGCAUGAGCGAAACAUCGUCAUUCGUAGCCUGAAGGAGACCUUCUCACAACGGUUACUUCGUGUCACUACCACGCAACGUAUGCAUGGCUACUGGGUCCUGUGGCAGAGACAUGCGGAGGUUCGUCGCCAAAAUAGGCGGCUACACGAUGAAAGAAUAGUGGCCCAGCAGCAGCGGCUAGUAGUAAUGGAGGAGAUGGACCGACGGUGUAUUAUUCAGUUGGAAGAUUCGGCUCUGAAGUUGGUCGGGUCGUGGAGGAGCUGCUCGCAAGCGGAGGUGUUGUCGGAGGAGACGCUUGCUGAGCUUUCGGAGACGAGUACGCUUUGCGCUUCACUUCAAGAGGAAGUGGGGCAGCUUAGGUCGUACAACGCUGAGUUACUAGAUACACAAAAUGCUCAAGUGUCGGCCUGGUUUGCUUCAAAACUAGAGUGCUUGCUCGAAGCAGAGCAUGCACGGCGCAUGGAGCUACGCUACAGCGAGCUGCGUACUCGCAAGGCUCUUGAUAGAAUGACAGCGGAUCACAACACCGCGGUGAUGAGACAGAAAUGUGCUGCAAUGCAGGUCCAGCUCGACAACUCGCUGAAGCAGCUUCAUCAUGUUGGUGCUCUCGUUGCUGAGUAUUGUGCGCGGAGUGCAUUCAAUUGUUGGUUGUUGAGCACUGAGCGAAGGCGACACAAGCGAGUGGCAGACAAAACGAGGUCGUGUAUCACUAUUGGCUCCGUCAGGAGCCUGGACGAGUCGACGCAGCACACCAUUAGUGCACCAAGCAAGGAAUCAGGGUCACUUCAGAUGCAACCACACCAUUCGGGGUGGGACAACGCGAGUGAAGUAUUACUGCAGCGAGGGCAAGGUGUGGAUCAGCAAAGUAACGUCACAAACAUGGAGCGCUUGCGGUAUAGUACCACCAGUGGGGUCAGCUCGUCUCCCACGGAAACGUGUGUGCGGGUGGGGGACGUAGAGCAAUUGAUGGGGGUGUGUCACCCGCCAUGGACACCCUUAGUUGCUGUCAGUGGGGAUCCCCAUAAAAGUCCCGGUGGUAUACAGUUGAACAGUGUCAUGCAUUUCAUUUUAGCUGAACGGGACACGGUUAUAGAGUACACUCACAACGUCGCGAGUGCGGUGUGGAGCGCCGCUGCGGAUGCUAUUGUUGCACAGCAGUGUGCGCACAAAGCGAUAGUGGAGGAACUACAGCAGUACCAGUCUUUUCUGGAAAAGCGCAUAGCCGUUUCUGGAGCCGCAGAUGCAGAGGCGCCUUACCAGCAGCAGGAGGCAGCUGAUCGCAUCAAGUUCUUGCAGGAGCAGUGGGAGAAGUCGGAAUCAAACACCAACAACUUGAGACUGCAGCUGGAGCAGCUGCAGGCACAACAGGAAAAGGAAAGGGCAACUCAGAAGCGAAUAGAAUCUCAACUUGCGUCAGUAAGAGAAAGUAGGGACCGCUACGAGAAGGAGGUGGAGGUGUUGCAGCGGCGUGUAGGGGAGCAGUGGGAGCAUAAUGAGCUUGUUAAAGAGAAACUUUUGGCCUCCCAGCAAGACAUCAAAUCACUUCAGGCCAAAAUAGAGGAAGAAAAGAACCGGUAUAAGGAGGAUGUUGGUGCAUUGCGGAGACGGAUAGACGAAUACAAGGUCCAGGAUGAGAAGGCACACCAAAAGCUGCUCGAUGCACAAAAACAAAUAGAGUCGCUACUUGCCACCUUGGAGGAGGAGAGGUAUCAUCAUCAGGUGGAAGUAAUGAAGUUAGAGGAGCAAGUGGAGGAUCAAAAGUUACAAGAGGAAAAGGCGCAGAGAGCCGUUGAUAUUGCUAGUGCAAGCCAAAGUCGAGAGAUCUGCAUGCUCAGGGCGGAGACGGCGCGCCUGUCUGCACAGUUAGAGGAGGCCCAGAAGGAGAACGAACUAAACAGUGCUCUACGUGACACCAUAAGGCAGUAUGAACGGACGCUCGCUUCGUUGGAGAAAGAUGUAGUUGUACGUACAGGUGAAUUCAGUGCCUCCCUGCAAACGCUGGCGGACUUGGACGGUUUUUCCAAUACACUGCUCCUACGCCACAAGCAAGAUGUGGAGCAGUUGUUCGAGUUAUCGAAAGUGGUGGGAGGAAGCGGUGGCGGAUAUCUUAUAGAGUCAGCAAAGGCUGCGUCAGAAGGACAGCAGGCCGAGGAAGUAGACGCGAGUACUGCAGAGGGGACUGUGAAGAAGCAAGAGCAGCAAAACAGUGGGGAGCUGCAGCAGCGGCUGAGCGAAUCGCAACAGCUUGUGGACUCGCUGCUCUCUACGCUGGAGAAGAUCAACGAACAACACAAGAAGGAGGUGACUGAGCUGCAGCAGCACUUGAAGGAGCAUCGGCGACGGGAGGAGAAAAUGCAGAAAGCAGCCGCUGCCGCGCGUGCAAACUAUGAGCGAGAAAUGUGUGUGCUACGGGCGGAAGGAAAGCGACUCACUGCCCAGGUUGAGGAGCUCAUGGCGAGUACCAGUACUGCUGAGCAGAAGCGGGAGUUAGUGGGGCUGGAAACACAGAAGCAACUGGAAGAGGCACACAACGAGGUGAAAGGGCUUAAAACGGAGCUGAAGACAAUGGCGAUGCAUCAUGCCAUUGAGUGUGACCGCCUCCGCACAACGGUCGACGAGCAACGAACCACUAUUGAAUCACUAAAGAAGGGGAUAUGCGGUAGCCACAAGGAUGGUACCGGCUAUGGACUUGCAACCGGCGAUUUGCUGCAGCUUAUGGAGGAGAUGGUUGGCUUGGCCUGUGAGCAUACGAACGAAAAGGCGCAGUUGUAUUUAACGUGCUGCGCAGGGGAGUGGUUCAGGCAAGAGUGCAUAGAGGGCGAGAGGAGGUACAGCAGGGGCGCAUCGGAGUUACGUGAGUGCAUGGAACUGUUGUUAACGACACUCGGCCGAACCAAUGCCCAAUACCAAAAGGAAAAAGAUGACAAUGAAAAACAAAUGGAGGCAUUGCAGCAACUGAUUCGGCAGCAGCAGCAGCAAAAUGAUGCCGAACAAGAAGCAGGGGCAGAGGAAGGGUGCAAACGGCCCACAGAGUGUCCGCUGCGUUCUUCUGCAGGCGCAGAGGGUGGAGUUACAUCAUCUCAGCCAUGGCUUUGCUGUCGUUGCGAUUCGCCACUGCAGCGUGAAAGGAGCAAAGCGGAGGUAGUUCAAUCUAUUGCCCGUUACUCCGAUAUGUUACAACAACAACACGACAAAAAUCGCAGCCGGCUUGAGCAACUCAACAAACUCGUGGCCCAGGUCGAUGAGCUUAUGGAGUAUGGCCGCUCUCUUUCCCUCCCCGAGCAAUAA